Molecule: messenger RNA, 2600 nt
Organism: Cajanus cajan (pigeon pea)
Lineage: Eukaryota; Viridiplantae; Streptophyta; Magnoliopsida; Fabales; Fabaceae
Product: (E,E)-geranyllinalool synthase
Biological process (GO): diterpenoid biosynthetic process
Molecular function (GO): magnesium ion binding; terpene synthase activity
Source: RefSeq, a predicted model, not a curated record
GGAGUUGAUCUCACUCAUAAACGAAGUUGAUAAAUCGUAUUCCAAAUCUGUCCAUUUUUUUAUUCCUAAAUUAAUGGAGUCUCCUUCAUCCUCCCUUAUCGAAAAGAUUAAGGGGAAGUUAUUCUCCUCAAAUGUUGAUCCUUACACUUUUAUAUGUCCUUCAGCUUAUGAUACUGCAUGGUUAGCAAUGAUACCUGAUUCCCACAAUACCCAACCCAUGUUCAAAAAUUGCUUGGAAUGGCUUCUUAACAACCAAAAUCAAGAAGGGUUUUGGGGUGAGUGUGAUGCCUUUGGCAAACCUACAUUAGAAACGCUUCCAGCAACUCUGGUUUCAAUAGUAGCACUCAGAAAGUGGAACACCGGUGCAUUAAUGAUCGACAGAGGUUUGGUCUUCAUUAAAACAAAUAUUGAGAAGCUGCUAAAUGAUAUCGAUAACUAUUACCCACGUUGGUUUAGUAUUGUUUUUCCUGCCAUAGUUCAGCUUUCACAGAGUGCUGGUUUAGAAAUUGUGUUUUCUGAUGCACUGACCAGGACAGUGUCAAGUAUCUUUAGCCAUCAACAAAAUCUUCUCCACAAUGAGGAACUUGUGGGGAAGAAUUGCUUCCCACCACUGUUAUCAUAUCUUGAAUCUUUGCCAGCUUCAUAUAGAGUAAGUGAAGAAGAUAUAUGUAGCAAUCUGAGUAGUGAUGGUUCACUGUUCCAAUCACCAUCUGCUACUGCAAAAGCAUUCAUGGCUACUGGGAAGAUUGAGUGUCUGACCUAUUUACAGUCUCUGAUUCAAAGAUGCCCUAACGGAGUUCCACAAACAUAUCCCAUGGAUGAGGACCUUAUAAAGCUUUGCAUUGUAAACCAUUUACAAAGGCUAGGGUUGGCUGAGCACUUUGAUGAAGAGAUUGAAGAAAUUUUGGCCACAGUCUACAGGAACUAUGUGGAGCAAGAAUCAUGGGUGAAAUCCACCAAUAUGUUUGCAGCUCAACUUCACAAAGACUCUUUGGCAUUUCAGCUCCUAAGGAUGCAUGGAAAUAAUGUAUCACCAUCAUUGAGCUUUCGUUGGUUUCUAGAAGAUGAAGAAAUUAGAACACAUGUUGAAAAGGAGCCAGAACAUUUUUCAACUACAAUGCUUUUAAUGUACAGAGCCUCAAACCUGAUUUUCUGUGGGGAAAAUGAACUUGAGGAUGUCAAAUCUUUCGCGAGGGAUCUGCUUCAGAAAAGCUUGCUAACUAAAAAAAACCGUAAGGGGAGAUUCUCCCAAUUCCAACAAAUGGUUCAACGUGAAUUGAAUAUUCCAUUGCUGGCCCAAAUGGAUCAUUUGGACCAGAGGAUGUGGAUAGAAGAAAAUGAAGCCAAUAAUUUCCUAUGGAAAGGAAAGACCUCACAUAUUAGGAUUUCACACUUUUACAUCGUUGAUCUCUUAGAACUUGCCAUGCAAAAUUACGAGUUUAAGCAAUCAAUUUUCAGAAGAGAAUUAGAAGAAAUGUUGAGGUGGGCCCAAAGUUAUGGUCUAAGGAAUAUGGGAUUUGGAAGAGAGAAGACAACAUAUUGUUACUAUGCUAUAGCUGCUGCCACUACCUCUUUUCCUCAAGACAGUUACAUACGAACGCUUGUGGCAAAGAGUGCUACAAUGGUCAUAGUUGCGGAUGAUUUCUUUGACACAAAAGGGUCUCUCAGUGAGUUAAAAGAUUUCACCAAUGCAAUUAGAAGAUGGGAUUCUGAAGGCUUAAGUAGCCACGGAAAAGUCAUAUUUGAUGCUCUUGAUAAUCUCGUGGACGAAGCUGCUGAAAAAUAUCUCGAACAAGGGGGGAUUCAUGAUAUAAAGAAUAGUCUACAAGAUAUAUGGUAUGAAACUAUCCUUUCGUGGCUAAAGGAAGCAAUGUGGAGCAAAGAAGGAAAGGUACCAUCAUUGGAUGAGUACUUGAAGAAUGGAGAGAUCUCCAUUGCAGCACACACCAUUAUUCUUCCAGCUUCAUGGUUUCUAGAUCCUGACUUGUCAUACGAGAAUCUCAGGCCACCUCAAUAUGAAACCAUCACUAAACUACUAAUGCUUAUAUGUCGUCUAUUAAAUGAUAUACAGGGUUACAAGAGGGAAAUUGAAGAGGGAAAGUGGAAUUUUCUUGAGCUCAACUUGAGGAAGAACCCAAAUUUUGGGAUAGAGGAUUCAAUUGGUUUGGGGAGAGAGAUAAUUGAGAAAAAGACGAAAGAGUUCCUUCAACAUGUUAUAGUUGAAGGUGAAAGUGAUUUAGCCAAGCCAUGCAAGUUGCUGCAUCUGACAUGCUUGAAAAUUUUUCAGAUGCUCUACCACUCUUGUAAUGCGUUUGACUCUAAUACCCAACUGCUGGAGGAUAUUAAUAAAGCAUUUUAUCUUCCUCUAAGUGGAAGAAACAUUAAGUCCCUCUAAGAUUCUAUCUAUGCAUUUAAUAUCAACAAGAACGAUGCAAGAAUGCAGUAAGUACUCGGGCUUUAUCUAAAUCUCAAAGCUCGAUGUAUACAUAACAUGUUAAUUAGCUAUUGUAAUAAAAUCACACUUGACACUACUAUGUCAUUGGUGCUUUUUCCCCUAGUAUUAGGGGUAUUUUUUUUUAUUCAUAGUAUUAUUAGGGGUA